Hypanus sabinus (Atlantic stingray) is the source of this 6758-nucleotide messenger RNA. RefSeq names its product storkhead-box protein 2-like. Gene Ontology annotation, molecular function: DNA-binding transcription activator activity, RNA polymerase II-specific; RNA polymerase II transcription regulatory region sequence-specific DNA binding. NCBI's taxonomy places the organism in Eukaryota, Metazoa, Chordata, Chondrichthyes, Myliobatiformes, Dasyatidae. Gene Ontology annotation, biological process: positive regulation of transcription by RNA polymerase II. The transcript is spliced from 4 exons. The record is from RefSeq and is a predicted model, not a curated record. Gene Ontology annotation, cellular component: nucleus; cytoplasm. The coding region runs from base 575 to 3331 and encodes 918 amino acids.
UUGGUUUCUGAUUUAUGUAUUCUGCUUGUCCUUUAUCAUUGAUUGGAUUUUGCUAGAUGUAGCAAAGCACUUUCUCUGUGUUCAAAGCGUUAUACUAAUCCUGUGGCAGGGUGGAUUGACAUUGCAUCCUUCGCUUCCUGGGUGUACUGUUGGGGUCAAAACCCAAGGCUGGGUUUCUAAUUUGUUUGGGCCUUUUGUGUUCUGGCUCACAGUUCACCAAGUACUCCUAUGCUGAAUCGAGCUAUUGUCUGGGAUCCUGGGGCUUUCACGCUGCAAAUCGCUGGCUGUUCUUUGGCUCAGAAGCCACAUUAUGUGCUUUUUUUCUCCUUAUGUGAGGCUGGAAGCUAUAAGCAGUGGUGAUUUUAAAUGAAGUGUAAUGCAUUGUGGGAUGUGUGUAAAAUUGGAUCUGUUAAGACAUAGGAGCAGAUCUGCGGUCCGCUGUGUGGAGGAGGCAGUACCAGAAUGUUUGCUAAUUCUUUCAGCACGUUGACUUAUUUCUAACCAAAUAGAGUGCAGCAAGAGAUAUGGAGCCCGGCUCAUAUUGCUAGUGGAUUAGACUGCGUGCAGACUCCAAAUGAAGAAAACACGGAGUACAACCUUACGCCGAGCUUGGCCUAGCUCGGAUUUUUCAGACCGGGCUUCGGACCGCAUCAGGUCCCGGAGCGAGAAGGACUACCGCUUGCACAAGCAUUUCCCACCACCCUUUAUUUCUACUGCACCCAGGGGAUAUCUGACUUCAGGUGAUGUGUCACCAAUCAGCAUGUCCCCCAUCAGUCAGUCACAGUUUAUUCCACUUGGGGAAAUUCUUUGCUUGGCCAUCUCAGCAAUGAAUGCUUCAAGGAAACCCGUCACACAUGAGGCCCUCAUGGAACAUUUAGCCACUUGCUUUCCAGGGGUUCCAACACCCAGUCAAGAAAUUCUUCGCCAUACAUUAAACAUGCUCGUAAGAGAGCGAAAAAUUUACCCAACUCCUGACGGAUAUUUUAUUGUAACUCCACAGACUUACUUUAUUACACCUUCUUUAAUAAGAACAAAUAGCAAAUGGUAUCACCUGGAUGAAAGGAUACCUGACCGUUCUCGAUGUACUUCCCCACAACCAGGGACUAUAACUCCAUCUAACUCUGGCUGCCUCAGAGACAGGGGCCAUCACCGAAACCACUGCGAUUCUUGCAACUGCUUCAGAGAGGAAUUCCAUAAUCAUUCAUCCACGCUUCAGAAGAAAUCAAUAAAAGAUUGUAAGGACUCCUAUUGUCCUCCUUCUUUCAGUCAGAUGCCAAUAACACACACUGAGAAAAGUAAAAGUACGGUUAACUGUUCAUAUAAGACUGAAACAUUGCCAAAAACCAAGGACGGAGAAAAGCAACCAAAAAAAUUUGGUCUGAAGUUGUUCAGACUGAGCUUUAAGAAGGACAAGUCAAAACAGUUGGUGAAUUUUUCCGCCCAGUUCCCUCCUGAGGAAUGGCCUCUCCGUGACGAGGAUAAUCCGACCUCCAUACCGCGGGAGGUGGAGCAGGAGAUAAUUAAACGGAUUAACCCAGACCUGACAGUGGAGAAUGUCAUGAAGCACACGGCGCUAAUGAAGAAACUUGAAGAGGAUAAGGCCCAUCGAAAUAAACCAGGGUCGUCUGCCCAGCAUAGUGGCAAAAGCAAAAAAAGCAGAGGCCACAAAAAGGUCCAUGGUAAGCCCCGAUCACACAGUAAGUCAAGAGUUCCUAAGGGCGAGCAAUCAGAAGAUACACAUUUAGAUGUAACAGAGUGCAGAGAGUAUGAGUUUUAUGAUCCAAUUACCAGGUCACCAUGUGAUAAAAGUACAAGUAUGGAAAUGAAGGGUGACAACAGCUUUGUUACAUAUGACAGAAUUAACAUGGCUGAAUCUCAUUAUCCAGUGACCCCAGAGUGGGAUGUGUCUGGUGAUCUGUACAAGAGAAGGGUGGAGGGUCAGCUUCACGAACAUUCCAGGGAAAGUUUACAAUCCAAAGUACAUCGGAGCCACAGCCAUACGCAGGAUAGAAAAUCAAGAAAUGAUCGGACCAGCAAAGCCAAGGAACGGUCUAGAUCAAUGGAUAAUUCGAAUAGACCCCUUGGCACUAUUUUGUCAGGCACUGCAGAAGAGAUGCAAGGAUGUAACAUGGAUGAAAGCCACUUGAAUAAUGACAAAUUGCGUUCUUCCAAGUUGCUCGGCCAUCAUAGAUCAGGGCUGACAUCACAUUCAAAUCAUAUCACUGAGCCUAGUAUACCCGAAUGUGUUGAUAUUGAUAAUGUAGCAGGCCUCGAUGACACCUGCAAUCCACUGGAACCUCUUACAGCUGAAGAAACCUUGCCUAAUUGCAAUGAGCCUAGUGGCUCUGAUGCUGUCAUAAAAGCAGAUGAUUACUUUCAGUGUAAUGUGCCCAAGGAGACUGUUCGGACUGUAUCUUCUCCAGCAGCUAACUGCCAUGAUGAACAUCUGUUUAAAGAUUAUGACACUUUGACUUUGACCGAUGGAGUUAAGAAGCUGUCUCCCUUGGACAGAUUCUUGAAACAUCCACCUAUCGAAGAAAAUGUGAAUGGGCAGCUGGAACAAUUGUCACUGCAGCAGAAGCAUUAUCCGGAAAAUAUAGAUAUGAACAGCAUUAAUUUGCCUGUAACGUCACAAGCAUCAACAGUGUCAUUGCCAAAUGGACAAGUGUUUAAGUCACAGUCCGAAACUCAAACUGUAAAUCACGUGGAUAAUAAUAGCCAGGAUCUCCCUGGAAUUUCUUUAUACGAAUCGCAACACAAUAAACCAUCUGAAUUGUUUCACACUAACUGUGAGAACCUUGUUGGUCUAUCAAGUGCAGUGCAAUCACUGCCAGAGCAUGGAGACAUGGCCGGGCAUCAGGAGUCUUCUUUUGAUUAUUAUAAUGUUUCUGACGAUGACUCAGAAGAUGGCACCAACAAAAACCAACAAGAAGGUAAGAGCCGAGAAGAUGGUGGGACGGUGCAAUGGUUGCUGGAACGAGAGAAAGAAAAAGGUCUCCAGAGGAAGUUUGAGAAGCAUCUGACUCUCCUGAGCCCAAAGGAAAGUGACACCAGCGCCAGUCAAAAAGCUUCACAUUCUGCUCGACUAGAUAGUAUGGACAGCAGCAGUAUAACAGUAGACAGUGGAUUUAAUUCUCCACGUACUCGUGAAAGUCUGGCCUCUAACACCUCAAGCAUAUUAGACAGCAACAGACAUCAGAACCCCACUCUUAGUCCGGGACAUGGAGGCACGUCUGAAUUCAGUUUCCGAACAACUGCAGAUCCUGCACCAAGUGAACCUGAGAAACUGCAGAAGCCUGCGAAGUGUCUAGCUUCUGUUACCAGUGUUUGAGUGCUGUCAGUAUUAGAUGUCAGUGACAGAUUCUGUACUACACCCUUGGCAAUCACACACCUGCACUUCAGCUGUUAUUUGAUACACAUUGAGCAUGCUCGUACAUUAUAAAGGCUGUGCAAACUGCAUGUAGAAGCCAUUUCUAUGACUUGGAACUCUUUUGUUUCCAUGAGUACUUAUUAAUUUUACUUCUUCAUCCUUUAGGUAUUGAGUGGGUAAUGCAUCUUACUGCAUGGCAUUCGCCUACAUCAUACUGCAUGAAACGUCCAUUGUGAUUUUGGUAAAGAAGAAAAAAAAAGCACAAACUGUUUUGCACUUCUUGGCUUUGGGUUCUUGAUGAUAUUCUAUCAAAACUUCAUUUUUAGAAAUAAUCUUCUUUAGAACAUUAUCAAGCCAGCAAAAUAUUUCCUCAGUGAUUUUUGCGAAACCAGUAUCUGUGUUAAAUCUGGAUGAGCACCUAUGUGACAGUCUUACACACUGAAGAUAUUAUCUUCAACUCGAUGGUCAGUUAUUUCCAAUAAAUGUUAUUGUUAAUAAUAGUUGUGUGGUACCAACAGAUAUAUGUUGCACUAUUAAAAGAUAAAAUAAUGUCUCAUUUUUUACUGUACAAGGUUAUACAUCUGGUUGUGUUACUGUACAUAUAAAUCACUAUUGAAGUUGUUUAAAGCUAACCAUAUAGAACAACAGUAAUGUUGCUACAAGUUUUACAGUUGCUGUAAAUCUUCACCAAUAUAUGUGAACUUGAUGUGCAUUAUUUUCUUGUACAAAUAAAUAUGCUUCAGAGAAAAUGCUGCUGAAUAAGCAUCUCUCCAGAUUGAACGAAAAAUAUUUUAUUUUGCAUGCACGGAAUAAGUUACAAAGCAGUACAUUUGAGGCAUUUCGAUCUCUACAAGGGUCAAAGUUCGAGCAACGCUAACCUCACCUGUGCCCCAUUAUUAUGUUGCCACCACCAGGUCCUUGCCUGUAUUAAUUAUUUUUCAUGCUGUAAAAUACACUCAGUGGCCUCUUUAUUAGGUACAGGAGUGAAACCCGGUGUAGUCUUCUGUAACGUGUAGCCCAUCCACUUCAAGACUUGACAUUUUGUGUGUUCAGAGACGCUGUAACGCACACCACUGUUGUAACGUGUGGUUAUUUGAGUUAUUGUUCCCUACCUGUCAGCUUGAACCAGUCCAGCCAUUCUCCUCUGAUCUCUUUUUUUUUGUUUUCGCACCAUUCUCUGUAAAUACGAGGGACAGUUGUGUGUGAAAAUCCCAGGAGAUCAAGAGUUUCAGAGAUGCUCUAUCCACCCCGUCUGGCACCAACAAUCAAUUCCAUGGUCAUUUAAUCACAUUUCUUUCCCAUUCUGAUCUUUGAUCUGAACAACAACUGACCCUCUUCACCAUGUCUGCAUGCUUUUUUAUGCCUUAGCUGCUACCACAUAAUUGGCUGAUGAGAGAUUUGUAUUAAUGUUCAGGUGUACCUAGUAAAGUGCACACUGGGUGUAUACACUUGUUUUAUAGACAGAACCUUACCAUUCUUGGAUGAUAGUUUGAGACCUGCAGCCAUUUAUUGCUGUGUAUUUAAAUGAGUUGCAGACAUUUGUAAAAAAAAACACAAAUGCCUUGAUGCCACAUUAAUGAUAAGGAGGUAUUUGAAGAUCGUUUGACACAUGGUGGCAUAUGUAGCCUGAUUCUGUUUGCUAUUAACACCAAUACUGGCACAGCCGCAGGUCUGUGUUUACAUUUGUGAUUCUCUUUGUGUUCUGUGGUGCCAUUAAAUGAUUCAUGUUCUGUUAUAUUAUCGCUUUUAUGCCCCAGAGCAGCAGAUUGUGUCCCAAUGUCUCACAUGCUUCAAACCGAAUCCAGCCUUCUAGUCCUGUGUCUUCAAAUAAAACUGCCUUUGCUCUCAUCUUCUAUUUCGUGGGCCUUGUCCUACAGCAGCUGGGAGAGGGCCCUUUGCAAAAAAAAAGAUCUUGCAACAUUUUUAAUCAUUUGGAAUUGUGUCACUAUUUCUUGUGCACCCAAAUCAUAUAAUAUCUGUGAUAUUAUAAACACAUAAAUCAGGCAUAAAAGUGUUCAAGGCAAUAAGAGUAGUGAGAUAUUAGCUUAUAACAGGGCUUCCCAACCUGGGGUCCACGAUCCCCUUGCCUAAUGGUAUUGGUUCACAUAAAAAGGUUGGGAACCCCUGGUUGAUAGAUAUCUCCCCUCUCAUUUGGUUCAACUGGAAAUCAUGACAAUAAAAUAAAAAGUGAAAUUUGUUUUAAAAUUGUUGCUAUAAAUACAACUUUAGGGAAUGAGCAAUUUUUAAUAUAGAAUGUAUAUAUGUUAAUAACAUGUGUGCCUGAUCUGUUACCAUCCAUGAUAAGAUCACAAUAAUAAGACAUUGCUGAUAAGAUACAUGAAAUUUAUAUGCAGUGGUAGAUCUGAAAUGAACUUUAAUGUAUGUAACACAAACAUUUUUCUCCACUCUAGUUAAGAUAUUGUUCAUUAUUGCACAUAACUACCUCCAUAGCUUUUAUGAAAUGGUAAUGGAGACUGCAACAUAGCAUGCCUUCCUUUUCUUGCAUCUUCCCUCCCCCGACCAUUCUUUCUGUCUCUGUUACCAUCUCAUAACUAAGCUCUCACCAGACGAUUGCUUCUGAAUUUUUAUGCUGGUGCUUUAACUCCUGGAAGUGUGGGUUCCAAACUGAGUUGACUUCCAUACAAUAUUCAUUUAAGUUCAUGGUCUUGUUUUGAAACACAUCAAAGCAUUAAAAAGAGCAGAAACCAUAACGAGAAGAUAGUGUCAAAGGUUGGUCUAUUUUUAAAGUUUAAUUUGGAAGGAGUAUAGAUUACUUUUGUCUUUGUGGGUGAAUGAAUGAAUUAUAAGUAUAGUAUGAACUUAAUGAUUAUAAAUGCAAACAGCUUUUUUCUUCAAGCAGAAAGGAGUACAGCAGCCGAGACUGCCUUGUAUAAAUACGUUUGCACUGAUUAAAAAUAACAAAAAGAAAAGCAUUUUAAAAAAUGUCUCUCUGGUUGCAGUUGGUCAUCCAGAUAGAUGUGUUUAUAUAUUGUAAAACAAUUUCUUACCAAACUUUAGUUCAUGGAAUGUCUUCCCUAACAUUACUGGAUUAUGUUACAGUACAAUAUAAUAAGCUUGUUUUGUAAGUGUAUUAUACUGUAAAAUGAUGUGUUUAGAUGUAAUGCUUAGUACAAUAACUUGAAAAAUUGUAAACAGGGAUUUUUUUAAUGUUCCUUAUUUAAAAGUCCCUUUAUGUGAAAUGUAUUUCUGUUGUUAUUAUUGUAGUUUGUGUGGAUUUCCCCUUUGGGAUUGUGUUAUUUACUUUAAAGCCAUUAAAUAACAUGUUUCUUUAACAUUUUACAAAUUUUUGCCUUUUUCAUACAACAGUAACAUUUGAUUUCCUGCAAUCUUUAAUUAAACAUCUCUUUUAAUCUUUAAUUAAAAUUUG